Messenger RNA from Naumovozyma dairenensis CBS 421, 1740 nucleotides. It is a transcript of the gene RKM1, whose product is annotated as protein-lysine N-methyltransferase. Gene Ontology annotation, molecular function: protein binding; protein-lysine N-methyltransferase activity. The transcript has a single exon. Gene Ontology annotation, cellular component: nucleus. Gene Ontology annotation, biological process: peptidyl-lysine monomethylation. Bases 1 to 1740 code for a protein of 579 amino acids. The record is from RefSeq and is a predicted model, not a curated record. NCBI's taxonomy places the organism in Eukaryota, Fungi, Ascomycota, Saccharomycetes, Saccharomycetales, Saccharomycetaceae.
AUGGCCCUAGAAAAUUUAUUGACUUGGGGUGAAAAAUACGGGGUCAACAUACCUGAUGGUUUAAAAUUUCAACAUGAUGAAAAGAAAGGUUUCUAUUGUAUAGCCACCAAGGAUGUUACUAAUCCAACGAUAGAAAUUCCACAAACAUUAAUCAUAUCUGGAAAAUUAUCUCGAGAUGUAUUCGCAGAUAUAGAAACGAAUGAUGAGAAUAAUAAUUCAUGGCUAAAAUUGUUGUUUGCUAAACUGAAAUUCGAUAAUAAAGCCACUUAUCUUUCAACUGAAGAAGGUAAUGAUAAAAAUGAACCUUUAAAUUUGAAAUUUAAGCCAUAUAUUGAUGCUUUACCUAAGAUUGUCGAUUCUCCAUAUUUGUGGACUCCUAACGAAUUAAAGCUAUUAAAAGGUACUAAUUUAUACAAUUCUCUGUUUGGAAAACUACAUACAAUUUUCAAAGAGUGGUACAAUUUAAUCAAUAAAAUGAAUGAGAGGGAAUCUUCUAAUUUCCAAGUCGAUUUUACAUUAGUUGAAGGAGAAUUGAAAAUAUAUGACAACUGGAGCAAUAUUGAUUUCCAUAAUAAUUAUCACGAAUUUUAUAAUAAGAUCAUAUUAGAAACCGUCGAGCAAAGGCCAAAAUGUUGGUAUUCAUUCUCUUCAUUCCUUUGGUCACAUUUAAUUUUCAUAUCAAGAGCAUUCCCUGAAUAUGUCAUUGAUAAUACACGUUCACCAAGCAAUGUUGUACUUCUACCGAUUAUUGAUUUAAUGAAUCAUGAUUAUAAUGCGAAAGUUCAAUGGUCAUCCACCAAUGGGGGAUUCACUUAUAAUUAUAUUGGGGGUACGAUUGCUGAAAAUAAAGAACUAUUUAACAAUUAUGGAGCCAAGGGGAAUGAAGAGUUACUUACAGGAUAUGGAUUUGUUUUAGAAGAUAAUAUGUAUGAUUUAGUUCUUUUAAAAAUAAAACCCCCUUUGAAAGUAAUUUCUGAUAUUUUGCAGAAUGAACCUAAUUUAGAGUUACCGACACUUGAUGAUUACACGACAUUUGCAUUUGAACAAGACUUUACUAAAGGAAAAGAUCAUGACGAAGAAGAUGAUCAUAAUGAUAUUUCCUCCUAUAAAGAUGGUAUUAUCUAUGUUGUAAAUCCUAAUGUCAAUAAAGACUAUUUGGAACCGUUAUGGAAUAUAUUUACAUAUCUCUCUAAAAAGAAAUUUGAAAAAAUGACCGAUUUAAGACCGAGAUUGGAGGGGCUACAAUCUUUAAGGAAUGCUCUUGAACAUAAACUAGAGGGACUAGAGGAUACUCAAGAAACUAAUUUGUCUGAGCAAAUAUGCUUCGUCAAUCCAUACAGAAGAUAUUGCGCAACUAUAUAUAGAGAGGGUCAAAUACGAAUUUUGAAACGAGGUAUUUUGGAUUUGAGGAAUGAGGAGAAGAAUGUUAUACACGAGAAAAAGAGAUUCUUAUUGAAUUUCGGUAAGAUUACUAAACAUGAUUUUGAUUUUACAGAGAGGGAAUUGCCACAAUUACUGCAGGAUCGAGAAGACGAAGAAGAGAUGGUUUUCGAUUCUACAUUUGAAUUACUCGUGCUAUGGGUGUUAUUGAAAGUCUUGAAUAAGUCUUUCAUCCCAAAGCAUGAAUGGGUAGGUGAUCAAUAUAAGGUAUUUUUGUCUGAAGAAGACAAAUGUUUAUCUCCAGAGGAAGGCAAAGAAAUCUACAGGUCUUUUUUGGCAAUAAGGGGCAUACGACGGUGA